This is a messenger RNA of Drosophila eugracilis, 3549 nucleotides long. RefSeq names its product TATA element modulatory factor (gene Tmf). Gene Ontology annotation, cellular component: Golgi apparatus; endoplasmic reticulum. The transcript is spliced from 5 exons. The record is from RefSeq and is a predicted model, not a curated record. Bases 280 to 3084 code for a protein of 934 amino acids. NCBI's taxonomy places the organism in Eukaryota, Metazoa, Arthropoda, Insecta, Diptera, Drosophilidae.
GUCGCAGACGGUCACACAGGCAAGUUAUCGACAACCGAUAGGACUUAUCGGGGCUGAGUUGGAUUGUUGAAAACACAAUUCCAAUUGGAUCUAAAAUAAGGAAAUCGGCAUCACGCAAACAACCUGGGAUUUGCAUGAGCCUCCCGAGGAGCAGGCGAUUGCAGCAGGAGCAGCAGGAGUGGGAUCUGGACUAGGAAUCUAUUCGUUAAUCGACUGCGGCGACGUCAACAAUAUUGAUACUGUGGCAAUUGGGCUUGGGAUUCCACAUCCACAACCACCAUGAGCUGGUUCGAAAAAGCCAAAACAGUGCUUAUUGAGGCGCUGGACAUUCAGGAUGAUGACAGCAAGUCGGUGGAGAAGGACUCACCGGUCUCUGGAGUCGCGGGGGAAAGUGGUACAACAUCUGGUAACAACUCAUCAGCGGAGGCGCCGGGUUCAGCUGCCACGCCCGCCUCGGACACGCCCACAUUCUUUGACAAUCCGCAUGCCAACGAAAUGGUCACCAUUCCGCCCACGCCCACUUCCGUUCCGGGAAGCGCUGCCUACGGCAAACGCCAGUCAGCCACCUCGGAUUCAGUGGAUCUGCUCUCCUCCCCGACUUCACCCAUUUCACCCAGCGGCGAUGAGCCCUCGGUGGCUAAACGUAUGUCCGAGUCCUCGCUCGAACUCAUUACGGCCACCACAGCCAGCGAAAUGGAGAUGUCGCCUGACACGGAACCAUCUUUGCCCGACAGUAUUGUGAUCAUAGCCAGCAACGAUGAUACAUCCGACAAUGCCGAGGGCGAUGGCGAGGAUGAUGAUGAUGACGAGGGCACGCAGCUGGAGCGUCACAUGGAGGAUCACCUGAAUGACUCCACCAAAACCAUGAAGGCUCUGGUCUUAAGCGAUAUCCAGGCAGCCGGCAAUGCCGACUCCGAUUCCACACAGAGCUUCGAAGAUAUCCAGCUACAGAUGAGCCACAAGGGCAAGUCACCCGCCCCUGCGAAGGCAGAUGUUGUGGAUCAAAGCUAUUCGUCCACCUCCUCAGACAUCGAGAUCAUCUCGAAUCCUAAUGGCGACUCCAGCACCAACAGCACCACCACACGCACCAGCCCGCAAAAGUUCAAAGAGCUCGCGGGCGGCAAGGUGGGUCUGAAGGCCAAGGGUCACCACCGCGAACCCUCAGAGAUCUCGCUGCUGUCGGAGGAUUCUCAGUCGGAGCUGGACAAGCUUGUGCAGCGCAUUAGCGAACUGAACCAAGUAAUUGAGGCGCGAGAGCAACGAUUGCUGCAAUCGGAGCGCCAGAAUGGCGAACUGCUAGAGCGGAACCAGGAGCUGCGUGCUCGUGUUGAGGCGGCAGCCAAUAGCGCCAACAGUCCAGAUGCGGCGGAUGCUGUGCAGCGUCUGUCGGCACUGGAGAAGAAGUUUCAGGCCAGCAUCCGUGAACGCGAUGCCCUGCGCAUACAAAUGAAGACCCUUCGCGAUGAACUGCAAAACAAGAUACCCAAGGAUGAGCUGGCCGAGUGUAAUGAGAUGAUCGCCGGCCUGCAGUCCGAGGGCGAGAAGCUGUCAAAGGAGAUCCUGCAGCAGUCGACGAUUAUCAAGAAGCUACGCGCCAAGGAGAAGACCUCGGACACGCUGCUGAAAAAGAACGGCGAGCAGAUCUCGUUGCUGUCCAGCGAAUCUGAACGUUUGAAAAAAUCCCUAGCCGCAAAAGAAGAGAUGGAGCGAACUCAGAUCGAAGCGGUUUGCCGGAUGACGGCGGAGAAGAAACGGGUGGACGAAGAGAAUGCCGAGGGCCGCAGCCGCAUCGAAGAUCUUCAAUCUAGGUUGGCUGCCCUGCAAGCCAGCUUCGAUGGACUAAAAGGUGAUCUAAAAAACCGCACGCGUCAAGAGCAAGACAGUCUUCGUGCCGAGCAGCAGGAGUACGUGCAGCAAGUGUCUGAUUUGCGCGAGAAACUGCGUCUGGCCGAGCACAAUCUGGCCAGAAGGGAGCAGCAGCUGCGCGAGGAGAACCGCCAGUUAUUGCGUCGCCUAGAAGCCGCUGAGCUCCGAGCGGAAAGCUCUACUCAAGAACUGGGCGCCACCACCACGCCGCUAAUCCGACAAAUCGAGUCGCUACAGCGCACCCUAGACCAGCGCUCCGCCGGCUGGAAUCGCGAGGAACAGCAGUUGCUCCAGAAGCUAGAUGACUCGCAAGUGCAGCUGCGUUCCCUGCAGCAACUGGAAUCCGUGCAGGGUGAGAAGCAGGAGCUAUUGCGCACUCGUUGUGGUCUGCUAGAGGAAAAGUUGUCCAGUGCGCUGAUGGAGGCGGAGGCUGCCAAGAUGGCACUACGCCAGCAUAAUCUGGAGGCGGAGACCAAAGAGAACGAUUUCCAAAAGCAACUUAGCUUGCUGCAGGAAAAGGUAAAGCAGCAGGAGGAGCAAAUUGCGAAUCUGGAGCUUCAGUGUCAGCGACAGAAAGCGGAAUCUGAGCAAGGCAAACAGCCUAGCCUGCUCACCGUGGAGGCGGUGAAGGCCAGCAGCGAGUUGCAGCCACAGUUGCAAAUGCAGCUGCCGAAAUCUCAGGUUCCAUUACGCUCCUCGCCACCACUUAGUCUGGCGGAUGACAGUGGCUCCAACGAGGAGGCCCUUGGCGGUAUCAUCGACUGGCAGGCGGACGAUCUUGAUUGCGCUUCCAACUCGGGCCGCCAGCCAUCUGGAAUCAUCCAAGGCGUGCACCUGAGCUUCCUGGCAGCCAACACCAGCACCUUUGAACACCUACAGGCCUUGUUAAAGCAGCGCGAUGGAGAGCUAACCCAUUUGCAGUGGGAGCUAUCGCGCCUGCAAGCCGAACGAAGCGUUCUCGAUGGGGAGAUAUCCAAUCUGACCAUCGAACUGGAAAUGAUGAAGGAAAAACUGCAAGUGUACGAGGUCAUGGAGAAGGGAUACGAGGACCUACAGCAUCGCUAUGACGCUUUGCUCCAGAUGUACGGCGAGAAGGUAGAACGCACAGAGGAACUGGAGCUAGACCUGACCGAGCUGAAGGCGGCAUACAAGCUGCAAAUUGACGAACUGCUGGCCGCCCCGCCUCCCAAUCUGCAACGGCCGCCGAAGCAGACAUGAUUGCCGGAGCGCAGGAUCGUCUCCCUGCCCGAGUUGCCAUGUCUGCGGCGAACGUGGCCACCGUAACGUUCCCCCAUGUCCGUCUCCCAUUCCCAGUUGCAGUGUAUUAUGCUUUAUAUAUAUACAUACAUAUUCUACCUAUCGAUUAACCACAAGCGAUACGAAUCCGGUCUGGGGAAUCCACUUCCACUUCCCUAUCCUCCAAAAACAUCCACCACACAUGUACAUGCGAGUAUAUAUUUAUGAUUUGCGUAUGUUGAAAUUUUCUAGUUAUAUUAUGAAUUGAUCGAUUGUGAUAAUUUAAUUUAAACUAUAUAUAUAUAUAUAUACACACAUAAAGUUAUCGUCUAUGACUAUGUACAAAACUGUUUCUGUUCCGAGCAGUUUGUUAGGCGGUUGUGACGACACAGCAGCAACAGCAACAGCCUUUUGCAAAUAAAUCAAAUAUCAUUUAAUACAGAGUAA